AUGGAUGUCCACGUCUCACAACGUGCUCCCAAAAACCAUACGUACCGUCGACGGCGCUUUUCUACCAUGCAAGGAAUCACCGUGCCCUACCGUAACUCCUUCGGCAACGGGCAUAUUCCUUCACACACUCAGGUCACUACUGAUGACGCUGUCACCUACAUCUGCCGCUACCAGCAGCGCACCAUUGCACGCCAUCCUCCGAUCACGUCUUCCCCCUGCCCUUCCCCCACCGUAUCAUAG
This is a messenger RNA of Schizophyllum commune H4-8, 240 nucleotides long. RefSeq lists its product as uncharacterized. The transcript has 3 exons. The coding region runs from base 1 to 240 and encodes 79 amino acids. Lineage: Eukaryota; Fungi; Basidiomycota; Agaricomycetes; Agaricales; Schizophyllaceae. The record is from RefSeq and is a predicted model, not a curated record.